AUGGAAACGAUGGAAUUGCCAGUGAUUUUGAAAGACUUGAAAAAUGAAAGUUUUCUUACUCCCCCAUCCUUGAUCGAACGGCUCGCCAUUGUUCGAUCAAGGAUGGGGUUAAAAAAUUUUUAUAUAUAAAAUAAAAAAAAUAUUUUUUUUAUAUAUUUUUAAAUAAGAGGGUUAAGAGUAUUUAAUAAUUAUUUUUACAAUUAAUUUCAUAAAAAUACCAAUUUUUAAUAUUUGAUUUUUUGGCUACCCCUUUAAACUGUAUAAAUUUUAAUUUGUUCCUUAUUGAAUUAAAAUUUUAAAUUUUAAAGGAUCUCUAUUUUUAGAUUAUUGAGUUUUUAAGCCUAGGCUGAUGACUAAAGCACUUCUGAUGGUUGAUUCCGUAGCUUUCUGUUGUCUCAAAGCCUCUGACAACAACUUUAUUAUGCACAUCUUCCCAAGCUUUUGAUAACUAAUAUAUUUUUAUAUAUAUAUAAAAUUUGCAUGAUAUGAAAAUCGUUCGAUCAAGGAUGGGGGUUAAUUUUCCCAAAUUUUUAGGAAUUUUUACAGUCAAUCGUUCGGGGGAGUUAAGGAAAUUUCCAUCUUCCAAGAAGAUAUAGAUAAUUUUAUACUUGAUUCUGUGAAGAAAGGUCUCUUGAAAGGAGUAAAAAUAGAUGGGGUUAGCAAUCCUAUAUCAAGCCAAAAUUAUUAUAUUAAGAGAAUAAAUAGCUUGCUCCCAAACGCUAAUGCUAAAAUUAGCUUCCACAAACUGUUGGCAAUGCAUGCAAAUGAUUUUAAAUGUCAAAUAAAUAUCCCAACAACCCUUCUAAAAUUAGGAAAAAUGGAUAUUCAGUCAUAUUUAAUCUUUACAAAUGGCAGCGGACAGGUCUCUGUAAAAAAAUGUAACGAAACAGAAUUUUUCGAUCUUAAAAAAGAAAAAUCCAAUAAAGCUUUUCCAUUGUGCUGCUUAAAGCAUGAAAAUGAAGAUAUAACAUCAAUAUUUUCUAAAGAUAUUGCAAUUUCAGAAUGAAAAAAGGCUUCAGAGAAAUCAAUAAUGCAACACUUCAUAGAUCUAAAAUCCAAUCCCACCACAAUAAUAAGGGUCCUAUGGAGGAAAAAUAUGAAAAACAAAUAUUUCAUAAUAAUAAAUAAAAAUAAGUACCCUGUACAACGUCAAAAUACCUCAAGUAGCCAAUCUCAUCCCUUUCGUGGGAGAAGCAGAUCAAAUACCGAUAUAACUGAAUGUGAUGAAAAACUGCUUAAAAUUGAUAAUAAUUAAAAUAUGGCGUCUUCGUCUGGGCAUGGCCUCCCGGCCAUGCAGCCUCGACUCAUAUUUUAAUUAUAUCCGGCAAGGUUUUACCAUUUCAGAGAUGGACAGCAAUGCUAGGUAAGCAAUUCUGGUAGCUUUCAGAGCCUAGCCCAAGUCUAUUCUCAGGGGUGGAUUUUUCCUCGUGGGGAAGGAGGGUGCAAGGUUGGAAAGGGGAAGCCCAGCAAAGUCCUCUGGACCAUUCGGGCAACUCCCUAGCGUGAAACUGGGGGCGUUACGUCCCAGGCUUUUGCAUUUUUCCUUUUUGCCGAUAGCCGACCAGAAAAAUCCAUUUUUUGGGUUUUUCGGAAAAGCAACCCAUGUACAAGCAAGUAGCUCAUCCAUGAGCCGUCGAAGACGUGGACAUUUGCCCUGGAAGCACCAUGGUGAUCAAAGCGAGUUUGUCUCCAGCAGACUGGUGGGCCCGAUGCGACGAAAGGCGAGUGAUAAACCUGGAGUUGUAACCCCGUAGUGGACGUUAAGCGAUAUAAAUUCUAAUGUAAUGUAAUGUAAUGCUUAAAAUUGAUAACAAUUUCCAUAUACCUUCCCAUAGUAGAAAUCGAUCCCAUUCAGAUGCAUCUGAUUUCAAAACCCUCAAAAUCAAAAAAAGAAGAUUAAGCUAUAUACCAUAUCCAGGCAUCAAAUUGAUGAACGUCCAGCACUCCCAAUCCUAUUUUUCUCCUCCAAAAAUAAAAAAAGACUGCAAAAGAGCAGAUUCAAAUGAAAGAAUUUCCCCAAAAAAAGAAGUUUUGCCUCAUAUAAAUGUAGCUUCAAAUGUAAUAAAAGAAGAAGAAAAUAAAAAAUAUUUUGUUAUUACCAAAGAUAUUGAAAGUUGUUAUGCGAUAGAAAGCUAUAAAAAAGCACCAGAAAUUGAAGCCAUGAUAAAUCAAAUUGUUGCUUUCUUGAAUUCCUGCUUUUUUACAAGUCAUAAUCAACUUAAAGGGAUAAUAGCUGAUUUUAUACAGGACUCAGAAAACAAGUGGGUAUUGCUAGAUUGUAAAGAUUAUAUAACUGAAGCAGAUUUAAAUAUAAAUACAACAAAAAUGCAAAAACUAGAACCAACAAAAAGAUCAAGGUCAACACAGAAUUUGCUAAUCACAGCUGAAGCGAAUUUAACUGUUAACAACAUUUUCAAGCAUGAUGUAAUUUUUAGAAAUUCAAAUUUAAAUAAAGGAAUUUCAAAAAAAAAUACGUUAAGGAAUGAAGCUUGUAAAAUUGAUCUAAUAGAUUUAAGCCAUACAAAAAUAGCCGAUAAUGAAGAAACCAAUGGAUCUCAAGUAGAUACAGAUGAAACCCCGAGUAGGAAAAAUACAGAAUGCACAACAAGUCCUCAUGAUAAUAUCCAAAAUAAUAUUAUUUUAUAUGGAGCACAGUUCUUUUCGCCAAUCUUCAAGCAAAAAAAUGAUUCCCCACCACAAUGCCAGUCUCAAAGUAAAUCCUUAUGGACGAGGAGGGUUUAUUUAAGUGGGGUCAGAACUCGAUCCCUCCGACUCACCUUUAUGGGCGAGUUUUAUUAAAAUGGCAGAGUCUAGCCUAAGUCUUCCUCUGGACUUGCCCAAAGUCGCGGUCUAGCCUUGACUGACGCAAUGGUCCCAAUCCGGUCUGUUCUUCUCUCCAAGUCUCUGCUUCAGCAUCUCUUCAUAAGUAAAUCCUUAUGGAAAGAUAAUAAUUAUACCCAUAUUAGAAAACACUAUGUAAAUAUUGUAAGUAAUUUUGACGAAAUGGUGACAAGUGUUAAAGUUGCGAAAAAGAAACAAGAAAAUUUAGUGGAGAAAUAUGGAGGGACAGAGUUUUGGAAUCAGUUUAUACUGUCUUUCUAUAGAAAAGUGUUGUCAACUGAGAUGCUUAAAAAACACUUUAAAAAUACGAAUUUAGAAAAUUUUGGAAAAAUCGUUUCUGGGAUGUUUAGAAUUCUUUCAGGAAGCGUGAACCUAGAAUUUCGACGAAAGAUACGUGCAGUUCAUGCGAAUAUGAAGAUUGGGAUUACUGAGAGUGAAUUCGAUUGCUUUGCUGAUAUUUUUGCUAUAUAAUUUAAAAUUGAUUGACGAGCUAGACUUCUUUAGUCGGAGACUCAUCAGCACUUGAAGCUUUGGGAUGAGUAUCAGAUAUUCAAGAGAGUGCAUCCAAUCAGAUUUUAGCCAACUUGGUGGAGCGGUAACGAUAGAAUAACUAGCCUAACUUUUUCAAGCUAGCGAGGAAAGAAGCUUGGAAAAAUGGAAGUCAAUCAAUCAUUAGGAUACUCACGAGGUUAUUCAGGGAAUUCCCUAGAGCAAUAUCAGCGCUGCAUCUUGGUCGCCAAAUGACCAGAAAAAAUCGAGUUUAGACACUUCUAGAAGGCAACUCACACAGUCACCCGAUUCUAGCUACCAGUAAGCAAAUGCAAGUCCUUGCCGGGUAGAAAAACCAAGCAAAAGGCAUUGCGCUAGCUGUGAAGCGUUUAGAAGGGGAAUGAUAUUGUCCUAGAACCUACUGAGGGCUUCUUAUAAGCAACUAAAGCUAAUGCUGAUAUUUUUGUCAACACUUUGAAUGAUUUCAGUGUAUCAGAAGAAGACAGGAAUCUAAUUAUGAUUCAAGUAAAAUCUAUGAAGAGACUAGUUGCUAGAUAA
Blepharisma stoltei is the source of this 3888-nucleotide messenger RNA. The record is from the annotation of a GenBank genome assembly. Lineage: Eukaryota; Ciliophora; Heterotrichea; Heterotrichida; Blepharismidae.